Trachymyrmex cornetzi is the source of this 534-nucleotide messenger RNA. RefSeq lists its product as uncharacterized. The coding region runs from base 1 to 534 and encodes 177 amino acids. The record is from RefSeq and is a predicted model, not a curated record. Gene Ontology annotation, biological process: DNA integration. NCBI's taxonomy places the organism in Eukaryota, Metazoa, Arthropoda, Insecta, Hymenoptera, Formicidae. The transcript has a single exon. Gene Ontology annotation, molecular function: nucleic acid binding.
AUGGUUGAGGAUUAUUCCGCUGACGGAUUCCUGUCCGCGUUCCGCAGAUUUUCGAGUCGCCGUGGGUUACCGCGUCGCAUGUACAGCGAUAACGGCACCAACUUCCAUGGCGCCGAUCGUGAACUCCAACGGCAAUUCCAAUCAAUGAUGCACGAUCCUGCGAUACGGGAUGCCAUAGCCGUCGACAAAGUCGACUGGGAGUUUAUCCCGUCGGCCGCUCCGCAUUUCGGCGGCCUGUGGGAGGCCGGAGUGAAGAGCUUCAAAGGCCAUCUGAGGCGAGCCAUCGGGGCUCACACGAUCUCGCGGGCUGAAUUUGCGACACUUCUUUGUCAGAUCGAGGCAUGUCUGAAUUCCCGACCGAUUGCUGCUCUUAGCGACGACCCUAGCGAUAUGUCCGCGCUCACACCCGGACACUUCUUAAUCGGGCAACCGUUAAUCGCCGGGCCGGAAGAGUCCGUACUCGAGAUCAACGCGGAUCGCCUUUCCCGCUGGCAGCUCGUCAGCUCCAUGCGGGAGCAAUUCUGGCGCGCCUGA